This is a messenger RNA of Quercus lobata, 2616 nucleotides long. RefSeq names its product nodulin homeobox-like. NCBI's taxonomy places the organism in Eukaryota, Viridiplantae, Streptophyta, Magnoliopsida, Fagales, Fagaceae. The coding region runs from base 1876 to 2475 and encodes 199 amino acids. The record is from RefSeq and is a predicted model, not a curated record. The transcript is spliced from 9 exons. Gene Ontology annotation, biological process: flower development. Gene Ontology annotation, molecular function: single-stranded DNA binding.
AUACAAAUACAUACACUUUUUCAAAGCCAUUUCUACCGUGCGCUUCACACAGUAGCCUCUGAAAAAGUCUUUGCAUUUAUAGGGUUUUAACGUUCAAUUCAACAUGGUUGCUACAGAACUAGGGUUUUCUGAUGUGGGUUUUUGAUGGUUUUACUGUAUAUUGAAGUUGCAAGUUUAAUUUUCAAUUAUUGUAUACUGUUUUAGUUUUUUUUUUUUACUUGGUUUUUUUUUUUUGGGGUUAUGGAAUUUGUCAUUACUGGAUUAAUGAGUUCAGUUGUGUUUUGCUAGUUGGAUUUUGCAGUCUGCAUCAAUUUGAUACAAAGUUAUAUAUUGCAUUUUAGAUUUUCUUUUGGGACUAUUAUGUAUUGGCAAGUGUUUAAUAAUUGCGUUUUAAUUGAUAUACAUGAAGAUUUUGAUACUUAAAGAGUAAUGGGUUGUGUGUGUUUUGAGUAAAACUUCUCAUUUCCAAUGGAAAGAUUUGAUUUUGGUGAAUUUUUAUUUGCAUUUGCAUGUCUAGGUGUGAAUGCACUUCCAUAUGCAUGCAGUAGCUGUACUGCUACUUGCAUUUCCUCACUGUUGUUUCUCAUGGGAUGCAAUCUAUGACUCGGUGCCCUGUAAAUGGAUUUAGUGGAGUUUUUUGAGCUUGACUGGCUCUACACGUGGCAGAGUUUUGUUGUCUUAUGGGGGAUUGUUUAAUCAUUUGUGGAUUGAUUUGGUGAUUGUUAACUUAUGAUAUUGAUUUAUAUCCCAGGAAGCACCAAUAUGGAUACAGAAUACAUAUACAAUUCAAUACCAACACAGCGAUUUGUCAUUUCUUGAGAAUUUAGUAUACAAUAAGUCAUGGAUGCUUCGAUUAAUUGAUAUAAAAGUAAACAUUCCUAAGUAAAUAUUAUGCUAAUUUUCAGUUUAAAGAUAAACAAGAAAUGUUAAAAGGUGCAAAAUAUGUUUGAAUGAUGAAACCAAUUAAGAAGCUAUUAGUUUCAUAGAGGGGGAAAUGGGUGAAAGAGGGAGUGAAAAAUUAUAAAAAAUUAAGGAAGUAUCUUGUGAGAGUAUCCAUAUUGGAUGUGUGUCCAAUACAUAUAUAAAUGCUAGUUGAAAUAAUUCAUGCUUCCUAGGCUCUAUCUAAUAUGCCACUUGCUGCAAGAACACCAGUGUGGAAUGCAUGCAAUUUCACCAAUUUUAAGUGUUGAAGAUUGAGGUUCAAUAAUCAUCGUGGACCCUGCUUGCAAAUAGAAAAAAAUCUGAUGUCUUUUAUGCAACUCAAGUUCCGCAAUUGUUGCUAUACAUCAUUUCAUAAUCGGAAGGAGUGGGAGUUGCUUCUCCUACAGAUUCCUUUUUACAUUUGAAAUUUCGAUAAGUAUUACUUGUACUAGGUCCCUUUGUCUGCCCUCAACUUUUAGCCCUCGGAGUGACUUCAACAUAAUCAAGCUUUUUGCCUUCCUGAAUUGCAAAAUAAUUUUCAAGAAUGAUGCUUGCUAUGGAAGAGCGAUCAUUUAGUUCUGCAGUAGAAGCCAUUGACUUAAUUUCAGCAGUGAAGGGGUUGCAUGGGCUUAGCUCCCUGGAACUUCAUAAGUUAUUGAGGGACUCCGAAAACUUCACUAUUCACUACCUUAAUAAAAAAGGGUCAUCAAUUAAGGAUUUCUUCCCUUACACCUUAUGGUGGUGCUUAUGUCAUCUGACAAAGAUGAAACCCUGUUCAGAUACUUGUUAUCCGGCAUUCGUCUCUUACAUUCAUUGUGUGAUUUAGCACCUUGACACGCUAAACUUGAGCAGAUUUUGCUAGAUGAUGUCAAGGUGACAGAGCAGCUGCUUGACCUGGUGUUUUAUUUGCUAAUUGUUCUUGGUGGUUAUAAACAGGAAACCCGUAAAGACUCCAUGCCUCUUAUGCAUUCAGCAAUGGUGGCAUGCAGUCUAUAUCUAUUAACAGGGUGUAUAUGUUCACAAUGGCCAGAUCUUGCUCAUGUAUUGCUUGCACAUCCUAAGAUGGGUAAAAACACCACUUCCAACUCCGAGGCAAACAAAACAAGAGCAUUAUGGGGAGAUCCAAGUUGGACAACUACUUUUUGUAACCUUUGUGCGGAAGAGAUUGAAGCUAGGGAUAAAGGAAUCUUUGCUGCCUUAAGUGCCAAAGGUUGGAGCAAUUUGGUAAUCAAAGUAUGUGAUGAGACCGGUCUAAACUAUGAUAAGGAACAAUUAAAAUGUAGGUGGGAUGUGUUAAAAGCAAAUUGGAGAGUGUGGAACAAAUUGAAGGGUCUUGACACAAAUUUAGGUUGGGAUGCAAUGAAGGAAACGAUUGAUGCUAGUGAUGAUUGGUGGGACAUGAAGUUGAAGGAAGUAUCCAAAGCUUCAAAAUUUCGACAUAAAGGUCUACAGAAUCUACAACAACUUGAUAGAAUGUUUAGGAAUGUUGCAACAGCUGGAGUAGGACUCAUGUUGACGUAUUUAUGGAUGCUGCUUUCGGAGCAGUUCUUGUAGCCAUUAGGUUUCUUGACAUCAAGCUGUCAGCUCAAUAUCCUGUUUCAUGCAUGAAAUCAAAUCUGACUGCUGAACAAAUUGUUAACUAUCUCUGCUAGCAAUGUGAGGCUUCUUUACAGUUUCUUCAAUCAUUGUGCCAAC